Molecule: messenger RNA, 1239 nt
Organism: Trematomus bernacchii (emerald rockcod)
Lineage: Eukaryota; Metazoa; Chordata; Actinopteri; Perciformes; Nototheniidae
Product: transcription elongation factor A N-terminal and central domain-containing protein
Exons: 3
Coding region: 153-1052 (299 amino acids)
Biological process (GO): DNA-templated transcription
Cellular component (GO): nucleus
Source: RefSeq, a predicted model, not a curated record
CACACACACACACAAACACAUAUGAGCAACCAGUACUCGAGUACGCUACAUCAAAUUAAGACAAAUCCAACAUGGCGGCUCCCGUGUUGACGUUUCCAGUUGAGGAACUGCUCAUGUGAAGGAGCUGCAAACCAUGAAGGAUUUCAGCCACCAUGGAUGCCAAAGAAAUAAUCCACUGUGCUGUGCAGAUAGAGAGAUCCCUCGCAGACAGGAGCUAUGGGACCAUCCUGACCCUGCUCGGUGACCUCGGUAAGUCUCAGGUCACAGCGGAGCAGCUGGAGACCACAGACAUUGUGAAAGUGCUCUACAGGCUCCUGAGAAGCUGCUCUGAUGACAGCGUGAAGCAGACCGCUAAAGGCUUGUUGUCUAAGUGGAAGAGACAGUACAGCAAAGGAGCACAUGGAGUGAAAAGCAAGGAGGCCUCUCGUAGGGUUUCUCCUCCACAUGAGGCUGGAGAUGGAGCCGUUUCCAAGCAAGAGGAUUCCCACUUUGAGGUAGAAGCUUCCUGUAGUUUCUCAUCUGUGAGAUCUAAAUGUGUCCAGCUCCUUCUUUCCGCCCUCUGCCCUGAACCUCCUGAUCAACACAAGGCUACAGAUCUGGCUGCAGAUAUAGAAAAGCACGUCCAUGAGCUCCACACAUCCAGCCAGGUGAAAUACAAAGCCUGUGUGAGGAGCAGGGUGGCCAACCUGAGGAAUCCCAAACACAAGCAUCUGUGUCAGGGCCUCCUGAGCGGCGCACUGUCCCCGGAGGUGUUUUCCCGGAUGUCUGCUGAGGAGAUGGCGGGCGCGGAGCUCCGGCAGCUGAGGGAGGAGUACUCGUGGAGGGGGGUGAGUGAGAGGCAGCUUCCUCAGGGAGUCGAAGGGACACAGACGCAGAAGAUAAGGUGCAAAAACUGUGGGGGGUCGGACUGUAGGGUGACCCAGGUGUCCCGGGGGGCCCUGUUCCUGCCGGCGUGGGUGAGGCAGAGCAGCCCCGACGACGACUCCAUGACCUUUGUGACCUGCAGCGGCUGUGGGCAGCAGUGGUACCACAGCGGCUGGGUCUGCCUCUGAAUGCACACAAACAAAGGACAGAGCAUUUUUGCAUGUUUGAGCACAUACUUGAGAUUUAAAUAAGACUUUUUUAAAGAUGCGUUCUUUAUUUCAUGUGCCAGUUACUCCAUUAUGAAAAGCCUAAACAUUGCCUAAUGCAGCUGCAGAGUAAAACCACAGCUUUUAAAUAAGUUGCUUCAUCAUCUUC